AUGGACAUCACAACUAUCUUGAACAGAAAAGGUUCGGCCGCAAUGGUUGCCGCAGACGGACAAUUUGACCAUCAGCAUCUUGUACCGAAUCAUAGCAUCGACCACACCUCGUCGCCGAAAAUGAAGUCGGAGCCCGGCGUCUCCGACGUUGGAGACCAAGCUGUCCUUGCCUACCCCCCUCAUGGUCCGCUCGGCCAAAUGCCUACCAUGGCACAUGAUAUGCGCUAUGCACCCCAGGCACACCCGGCUCCGGGGCUGCCCUUACUGCAGAAUCCUUUUGUCCCCGGAGGGUAUGCGGGUAGUGCUCAAAUACCGAACUCGGGUGCCUCUCAAGGGAGGCCGGACCCUCCUCCGAAGACGUUUCACUGCGGUACCUGCGGGAAAGGAUUUGCCCGGCGCAGUGAUCUUGCAAGACACGAGCGGAUUCACUCCGGCGUUAGACCGCAUGCUUGUGACUGGCCGGGUUGUGGCAAGCAAUUCAUUCAGCGCUCAGCUCUGACAGUACACUCCCGCGUUCACACUGGCGAGAAGCCUCAUAUGUGUGAGAGGUGUGGCAAGCCUUUUAGUGAUUCGUCCUCUUUGGCGAGACAUCGCAGAAUUCACUCCGGGAAGCGUCCUUACAAGUGCCCCUACGCGAACUGCCAGAAGACCUUCACUCGUCGUACCACCUUGACACGCCAUCAGAAUCACCACACGGGUACCAUCGAGGAGGCCGCCGCUGAAACCGAGGCCAAUUUGAGACAGAACAAGGAGAGGGCGAGAAUGCCAGGUGAUAUGUUCUCCGAACACGGUUCUGUCCAUUCUACCCCUUCUCCGGCACACCACCCCAUAUCCCCUGUCGGCGAUCUCCCUCCGUUGAACAUGCCUCGCUCCGACUACUACAUGCCAAACGGCUCGAUCCCAGCCCACGUCCGAGGUGGAUUCACACAGGCUAGCCCCCGGGCUUCUCCGACGGCUACGUCCCCAUCGUUGUCCAGCUAUGGUAGCGCUCCACACCCCCGUCCCUCUAUGACCUCUCAUCCGUCCGGCUACGGUCCCCCGCAACCUCUUGAGCCUCCUGCCAACAACGACCACCGACCCAACAGCGUGAGUGGGAGCCCACAUAUGACCAGCUUGGGCUGGGCUUCUCCUUCGCAUGGCAGCAUUCCGUCGCCUGGUUCUGCAACCGACUUUUACCCUGAGACUAGCGGUCCCGCAUACCCGACGUCUAUGCCUCCUCAUAUGUACUUUCCCAACUCUACCAUCCGCCGGCCCACUAGCACCGAGCCGGACAACUAUGAUCUGAAGCCCAAGAUGGGCGAGAGUGCAUGGUCCACUCCAGUUUAG
Aspergillus sclerotioniger CBS 115572 is the source of this 1326-nucleotide messenger RNA. Its product is annotated as putative C2H2 finger domain protein. The transcript has 3 exons. The record is from RefSeq and is a predicted model, not a curated record. The coding region runs from base 1 to 1326 and encodes 441 amino acids. Gene Ontology annotation, cellular component: PcG protein complex; transcription regulator complex. Lineage: Eukaryota; Fungi; Ascomycota; Eurotiomycetes; Eurotiales; Aspergillaceae. Gene Ontology annotation, molecular function: DNA-binding transcription factor activity, RNA polymerase II-specific; RNA polymerase II cis-regulatory region sequence-specific DNA binding. Gene Ontology annotation, biological process: regulation of transcription by RNA polymerase II.